AUGCCUCAAGCUCAGCCGGAGUUAAAAAAGUAUAUGGAGAAGCGGUUGUUUGUCCAGCUGAAUGGCAAUCGCAAAGUUAUUGGACUCCUUCGAGGAUAUGAUGUACGAUGUUCUCAAUACCCUAUAGCUCGUCGCGGGUGUGUUAUGAGUCUAACACUCGAGCAGGUCUUCAUGAAUAUUGUCCUGGAUGACGCUGUGGAAGAGAAGAAUGGAGGUGAAAAGGUCCCGCUAGGCAUGGUGGUCAUUCGUGGAAACUCAGUAGUCAUGCUAGAGGCACUCGAGCGUAUCAGUGACCGAUGA
Molecule: messenger RNA, 300 nt
Organism: Microsporum canis CBS 113480
Lineage: Eukaryota; Fungi; Ascomycota; Eurotiomycetes; Onygenales; Arthrodermataceae
Product: small nuclear ribonucleoprotein SmG
Exons: 4
Coding region: 1-300 (99 amino acids)
Biological process (GO): mRNA splicing, via spliceosome; spliceosomal snRNP assembly
Cellular component (GO): SMN-Sm protein complex; U5 snRNP; precatalytic spliceosome
Molecular function (GO): RNA binding
Source: RefSeq, a predicted model, not a curated record